Molecule: messenger RNA, 1749 nt
Organism: Pleurotus ostreatus (oyster mushroom)
Lineage: Eukaryota; Fungi; Basidiomycota; Agaricomycetes; Agaricales; Pleurotaceae
Exons: 2
Coding region: 1-1749 (582 amino acids)
Source: RefSeq, a predicted model, not a curated record
AUGGUGGGCUACCCAGAGAACUUACCGCUCCCCGAGCUAUGGUCACCCUCAUCCUCGCUACCGUCUUCCAACGAUUCUUUCUACUCAGCCUCGUCGAAUGAGCCUCUGGUAGCCGGAAGUCUAGGUCUCCCCGCUGGUCAGGCUGAGGGGAUUUAUUUCCCUUCCUUUAGAAAGGAGGACGCGACGAGUGCGCGCCUCCUCAGUCUGUUGGACGAGCAGAGCUCCGAUUCAUGUGUUUCCUCAUCCUCAGAUUCGUCGAACGUAAAUCGCAUUCUCUUACCUGCAGGAUCUCAGGCUAGACAGAGAAGAUUGUCUGGGAUCGUUUUGUCUACGUCGAACAUGCUAUGGAAUCGCGGACGCACCAAGUCCCUACCCAGUCUUUCGCCUUCAGAUGUUCCAUUCGCGACAUUCCCGAUAGCUGCUGCUCCCCGAAACGACGCGACGAGCGGCGCUCAUAGAAACAGAUCCGUCAAGUUCCACACCACAGCACUCUCUCAGAAGAUUGAUCGCGGAACUCUGGACCGCAUUCCUUCUCCACAUCCUCAAUAUCGCUGCCAUGCCAUCAGCACUGACACGCUUGCAUCUCUGGCCUGGACCGGGCACUCGUCGAACUCCAUCUCACCCUCUCUUCACCCAGAUUCCAGCAACACCGCAUCCUUUCUCCUACCAUUGCAGUGCAGUUCGAUCUCCCCCACAUGCGACGCGCCUCCUACUGUCCCAUUAACUCCUUCCCCUGAUGCAGCCCACCGGCAUUCGUCGCAAGAUACCGCUAAGAAACGUCUCAGACGGUGGACAUUGGCUGCAGCCAUGACAGACUCCAGCAUAACCGAUGAAGUCUUUGUUGAAGGGUUGGAGAAGGUCAGAAUGGCCGCGGAAAUAUGGGAAUGGCGGGAGUCCGCGUCCGUGACCUCGUCGAUACCGCAGCUGCCGGUACUCCCACAACGCUCACCUAUCGGCGAUAUUCCUGUGGGAGAUGGUAACAGCGAUCAUGGGGAGGAGGAACUCGUCUCCACGCAGAGACGACGUUCGCAACCCAAAUUACCAAUACGCUCCACUUCCGAUCCAUCAUCAGCUCAAACAUGGCAGAUGGCCCGUCGAGCCUUGCUGAUUUGCAGAGAAAUAGUUCGGACGGAAAGAAAUUACCUUGCCUCGCUUCACAUACUUGUCGAUGGGGGGACGAUAACAACUCCCCCUGCACCCAUGCUUACUCUAUUGCAGCCUUUGGUCCAAAUCAGUACCGCGAUCCUGAAGAAAAUGGAACGUAAUCCUAGCGCACUCGGGGUCGCAGAGGCAUUCGUGUCCUGCCAAGAAGACUUGGAAAGUGCACUCGUUGCUUGGUGCAGCAGCGUGGGCGACUUCUUUGGUCCAUCUAAAUCGACGUCGAAAACCCUCGGUACUAUUGUAGGUCCCCUGAAGAGGAAAUUCAACGUGUGGAAGAGGGUCAAGGCUGCUGGGCUUGACUGGGACACGUCACUGCAAAGGAAGGCACAUAUUACUAUUGGAGACCUGGCCAUCUUACCGACUCAACGUAUCCUGCGUUACGUGCUUCUUUACAAAGGUACGUUCGCCUCCGUUUACACCCUUUUACAGUAUUAUGACACCAAGCAGAUCUACUUAGAUCGACCCAUCACAGCUCUCCUUCAUAUACCUGGGUUAGGCUUGCAGCGCAAACGUCUGAAAGAAUUGCUAGGAAAUGUGACUCUGCGCAGCUCAAUAGACUAUUUAUUAGAUGAGAAAAUGAGAAAAUAA